AUGGCAGAAUUAUCCCCUAACCCAGCCGUCGCAAACCACGACAUCGACCCAGCGCUCACAAACGGCCCGGCGCAAGAAGCACAACAAGCACCCGCAGACCAAUCCGCAGACGUAGAAAUGGCAGACUCAGGUUCAGCACCAGCACCCACCACACUCGACGCCUCAACACCCGCCCACCAACCAACCGUCCAGACCGUCCCACCCACACCCAGUACCUCAACUCCCGCACCGCCCUCCGCACCCACUCUCCCUACCACUACCACCGCGCAAGCACCAACACCUACGCCCGCAGCCUCGUCGCGCAACUCACCGCACCCGACUGCACAAGCGCCCACACAGCCCAUUCCGCACGGCAGUCCGACGCGGGUGUAUUUGAAUCAGCAUGUGACACCACAUUUACUCGAGGCAAUGAAACAUCUUGCUACUGCGGAGCCGGAGAAGCCGUUGAAGUGGUUGAGCGAGUUUUUGGCGGGGAAGAGUAGGGAGAUUGAGGGGACUUAG
Alternaria rosae is the source of this 501-nucleotide messenger RNA. RefSeq lists its product as uncharacterized. Bases 1 to 501 code for a protein of 166 amino acids. The transcript has 2 exons. NCBI's taxonomy places the organism in Eukaryota, Fungi, Ascomycota, Dothideomycetes, Pleosporales, Pleosporaceae. The record is from RefSeq and is a predicted model, not a curated record.